Medicago truncatula (barrel medic) is the source of this 2983-nucleotide messenger RNA. RefSeq names its product AT-rich interactive domain-containing protein 5. Lineage: Eukaryota; Viridiplantae; Streptophyta; Magnoliopsida; Fabales; Fabaceae. The coding region runs from base 241 to 2055 and encodes 604 amino acids. The record is from RefSeq and is a predicted model, not a curated record. The transcript has 13 exons. Gene Ontology annotation, molecular function: DNA binding. Gene Ontology annotation, cellular component: nucleus. Gene Ontology annotation, biological process: regulation of transcription by RNA polymerase II.
ACGCAGCACGUGACGCGUGAAAGAAACGCGCAUCAAAAUUCUACCGCUUCAACAUGAAAUUUGCGUUCUUCUGAAAAUUCCUUCAAACCUCAAACAGUCAAUUUAGGGUUUUUCCAAAUUCAACUUAUCAGCGUAUCCAAUUUAGGAUUUUCUCUCCUCACACUUUAGGAUCGCCCUUCAAUCUCAAUUCGCACAGUUGGUGUAGGAGGUUAUUGUGUUUUCAUGCUUUAAAAUUUGCAAAUGAGUGAUACAAAUGAAAACGAUGAAGUGGAUCAGGGUGUUCCGGCGAAUGUUGAUGUAGAGGAAGCUGACCAUGUCAUUAGUGAAAAUGAAAAUUCAAAUCAAGCUUCAGUUAGUCCAAAAUUAGGAGAUGAUGAUGAGAUGAUUAUUGAUAAUCUUGCUGGUUUGGAUUCAUAUCUUGAUCAAGAGAUGCAUCUUGAAGUUCAACCGGUUACUGUAGAGGAAACUUCAAAGAAUGUUGAAAAUGUGUCAAAUGAUGUUAAAAUUGGGAAGGAAGAGGUGCAUGCUGAGGAUGAAAAUGUGAAACCCAAGGUUGUUUCAGAAGGUGUUUCACAAGAAAAUGUUAAAGAUACCCUUCAUUCGGUUCCAGUUGAAGCGGCUGAUGCUCAUAUUUUGGAUACAGCUGAGGGUGAAGAUGCUUCUGAUGUGAAGGUGGACGCCAAAAAACUUCCUCUGUGUAGCAACGGUGUUGAGAAUGAUGAUAUUGCAUGUCAAAAUAAUGUUAGUGAUGGUGAUGUUGAAAUGAUAGCGGUGGAGGUUGAGGUGAAGCCUGAAGUCUGUGAAGCGGCUGUUAGUAAAGCUUGUGAUCUUGAACCUAUAUUGUUGAGUAAUAACAAUCCUACUACACCACAACCUGCCUCUUCUGAUGCAAAUGAACCUAUACUGUCAAAUCAUAAUGAUCCUACUACACCACAACCUGCCUCUUCUGAUGCAAAUGAACCUAUACUGUCAAAUCAUAAUGAUCCUACUACACCACAACCUGCCCCUGAUGAUACAAGGCCAGAAAUCAAGAAUGUUUUAGAAGUUAAAAGUAAGGAUGGUGAAGAGCAAGUUGCUGAGCCUGUAGAUAAUGAAAACCCAGAUUCACCGCAGAACAUGUUUUUCUUGGAUGCUGAUCAUUAUUAUGACGGAAAUGAGUCGGGAACAGAAGAGGACCAAGCAGCUUUUAUGAAGGAGCUUGAAAACUUCUUUAGGGAGAGGAGCAUGGACUUCAAACAUCCCAAAUUUUAUGGAGAAUGGCUUAAUUGCCUUAAGUUAUGGAGAGCUGUAAUGAGAUUGGGAGGCUAUGAGAAGGUAACCUCAUGUAAGCUGUGGCGGAGUGUGGGAGAGUCUUUCAAACCUCCAAAGACAUGCACCACAGUUUCCUGGACUUUCCGAGGAUUUUAUGAGAAGGCCCUUCUUGAUUAUGAAAGGCAUAACAUAAAAGGCGGCGAGCUGAAUGUACCUAUCGCUUCUCCUCCAGAGCCUGUGAAUGUUGAAAAUCAGGGUUUAGCAUCAGGUAGAUCCCGGAGAUAUGCUGCUGAACAGGCUAUGCGGGGUUGGCACUCGCAACGUCUUCUUGGCAAUGGUGAAGUUGGUGACCCUAUUAUAAAGGAUAGGAAUGCUGUGUCUGUGCAAAAGCGUGAAAAGCAGCUUAAGAGCAUCAAUGUACCUAAACGUAAGAGCCCAUCUUAUAUGGAUAAUGCAGUCAAAGCAGCACGGAGUAAACCGUCAAGACCACAGUUGGGAACAGCUGUGGUUGACAUAGGACCUUCUGCUGAUUGGGUAAAAGUCAAUGUUCAAAAAACUAAAGAUUGUUUCGAAAUAUAUGCUUUAGUUCCUGGCCUUCUGCGGGAGGAGGUACGUGUUCAAUCAGACCCAGCAGGACGUUUGGUCAUAAGCGGCGAGCCUGAGCAUCCCAAUAAUCCUUGGGGCGUGACACCUUUCAAAAAGGUUGUGAGUUUACCCUCAAGAAUUGAUCCUCAUCAGACAUCAGCUGUGGUAACGCUGCAUGGACAACUGUUUGUCCGUGUGCCAUUUGAACAGUCAGAAUAGUGGUUGUUUAUGCUUUUCUUACAAGUUACAAAUUUCCUGUACUAUUAUUUAUAUUUAUAGGAUAGUUGACUCCGAAACAACAAUUUAGAGGUAUUAUUCAUGGCUUUAAAACAGAUGCCUAUUUAUAGCUUAGGGUAGAAUAUAUAUAUUUAAUGUUAGGGAUGUUUUCUCAAGCAUUACAAUUUGACCGUGUUAAUAUGAGCUAGUUAGGAUUUUGUAAUGCUGAAUGUUAUAAAAUUUGCAUGAUGGUUGGUUCGUUACAUUCCGUUAAGCUGGCCACAAGUAUAAAGUGCUCAAUGCAUACAAGAAAUUUUAAGUUUCAGCGCUCUAAAUUUCACCAUGUUGCGACGCCUACUUCCCACAAGAAGCGUAUUUGGUAAUGUUGUGGUGGUCAAUCUGGACGAGUAGAAACCGCAUCUUAUUGAAAGGCAUUGGCGUGCACUCCUUCACCAUUAUGGCUCUUGGGAUUUCAAUGUUUGAUCACUGGACUCGAGCUUGAGUGAUUUUGAUGACUUGUGAACUCGCGGUAGUGACUCGGCACCAAGUUAAGUAGUCUAAACAUGUAAGGAGUAAUAUACAUGCAUCUUUCCGUACGCAUAGUGUUGGGAUUGUGCACCCUCAAGGAGAACAGUGUUUUCUUGAUGGCUAAAGCUGAACGGUCGAGAUGGUAAAAUAUUGGUUUUUUGUUUUUGUUUUUUUGUUGCUAUCAAUGUAUUAUUGAUAACUUGGAUAGGAGCAUCUUCAAAGUAGAAGUGGAUUUUAGCUAUCUGCAAAUGGAAUUAACCAUCCAAUAGUAGAUAUCAGAGUUUGGUGCAUGAUGAACAAAUUGUAGAGACUUAUUGAAGUUUAGUAGUUAUAGAAACUCAUGUUUUAUUAGAAGAUAAGUUAAUGUAGAUGUUCGUAUCUUAGCUAGGGGCACUUUAGCUGA